Molecule: messenger RNA, 1350 nt
Organism: Penicillium verrucosum
Lineage: Eukaryota; Fungi; Ascomycota; Eurotiomycetes; Eurotiales; Aspergillaceae
Product: SNG1 family protein
Exons: 3
Coding region: 1-1350 (449 amino acids)
Cellular component (GO): membrane
Source: RefSeq, a predicted model, not a curated record
AUGACAGUAAAAGUCGAGUUAUUGGACGAUGGCAUUGACCCAACCGUGCCUGUAUCGUUCUUUGAUCCUUCUCUCAAGGAGGUUCGACAGCGGGUAUUCCACCAAUGGGCUCGCACCUUGUUAAUUUUAUGUGUCUUCGUGUUCGGCGUGCUAUCUCUCUUCUGGGGAGCCCAAUACGGCACCGAAGCGAAGUUCCCAGCGUUGAAGGUAUGGGUAGUCGAUUUCGACGGCCAAGUCGAUCCAUACCGCUCCAACGACACUAUCGUUGGUCCAGCAGCUACGGAUGCUACCAACAGAAUCCUGCAGUCUGACGGCCACCACCUCGGCUACACUAUCAAAUCCCCCGCCGACUUCAACUAUGAUCCUUUGGCCGUGCGCCAGGCCAUUUACGAUGAACAUGCCUAUGCCGCUGUGAUAAUCAAGCCUAACGCAACGACGCUGCUUCGGGAUGCAGUCUCCAAGGGCAAUACGAUCUACGACCCGAGCGGUGCCAUCGAGACAGUCAUCAUCUCCGCGCGUCAUGAAGCAACAUACUUCACCUAUAUCCUACCCGACCUGGCCAUACUGCAAAGCAUGGUGCUAGCAGAGUUUGGCACGCAAUGGGUCCGGUCUCUGACCUCAUCCGUCAGCAACCUGUCAUCUGUGCCCCCGCAGGCGAUCAACCCGGGCAUUGGGUUCACGACCGUCGAUCUACGACCUUUUGCCCCAGCUGUCGCUUCGCCUGCCGUGACCAUCGGCUUGAUCUAUCUGAUUAUCAUUGCGUUCUUCAACUUCCCAUUUAUGAUGCCUAUUCAUGCUGAGUUCAUGAAACCAGAUGGUCAUCCGCCGCUGAAGAUGCCGCAUUGGCUCAUUUGGCGCAUUCUCUCGAGCAUCGUCGCCUAUUUUUUCCUCUCGCUGUGUUACUCACUCGUGUCUCUGACUUUCAAGAUCCCAUUCAGCAACAAUCCUGCGUCAGAUAUCCUGCCCGCAAAUAAUCCCAAUGCCUAUGGUCCUGGCUCAUUUGUCGUCUUUUGGAUGCUGAACUGGGUUGGCAUGGCUGCUUUAGGAUUCCCCUGUGAGAACAUGGCCAUGGUUCUUGGAUUCCCGUGGAGUGCUUUAUUCCUUAUCUUUUGGGUUAUUACGAAUGUUGCGACAGGGUUCUAUGCCAUUGAUUUAGCCCCGAACUUCUAUAGAUGGGGUUACGCAUGGCCGUUACAUCGAAUUGUUGACGCUCUGCGAACCAUCAUUUUCGAUAUCCAUUCGCGCAUUGGAUUGGACUUUGCUAUUCUGUUCAUUUGGAUUGCAGUGUCCUUGGCCUUUUAUCCUUUCGCGGCCUUCAUCAUGCGGUGGAAGAUGAAGCGGGGGAUAUAA